AUGUGUGGCGUCAUAGGUUUACUUUUGGGAACUGUCGAGGCUAACGCCGCACCUGAUAUCUGCGAGGGGUUGAAUCUAUUACAACAUCGUGGGCAGGACGCUUGCGGAGUGGUCACAUGUGGACCCAAAGGUCGUUUCUAUCAAUGUAAAUCUAACGGAAUGGUUCGGGAUGUCUUGGACGCCCACAGUGUCGCUAGUUUGGUAGGAAGCAUGGGUGUCGGACACGUGCGAUAUCCUACCGCCGGAAGUACCGCACAUGCCGAAGCUCAACCCUUCUAUGUCAAUUCGCCCUAUGGAAUUGUUUUGGCACACAACGGCAACUUGAUCAACACCUCGCAUCUCCGAUAUUAUCUAGAUCACUACGCACACCGGCAUAUCAACACCGAUUCAGAUUCUGAACUUCUUUUGAAUAUCUUGGCGGACAAUCUUCAAAAAACUGGAAAAUUCCGGAUAGACGAAGAUGACAUUUUUAGAGCGAUUUCAGGUCUAAUGAAGCAUUGCCAUGGAGCUUAUGGAUGUGUGGCUAUGCUUGCUGGAUUUGGAAUCAUCGCUUUCCGGGAUCCCAAUGGUAUUCGUCCCCUCGGUUAUGGUCGACGGAAAGUAGAUUCAAGUAACGGGCAACCCGAACGGUGGGACUAUAUGAUCAGUUCUGAAAGUGUCGCAUGCGAUGCAAAUGGAUUCACAGAUUGGGUAGAUGUCAAACCAGGCGAAGCCAUCAUCAUCACAAGAAAAGGCGUCCACGCCCGACAAGCUCUUACACCUCGUACUUUGGCUCCUGAUAUCUUCGAAUACGUUUACUUUGCACGCCCGGAUAGUGUUAUCGAUGGUAUCAGUGUUUACAGAAGUAGGAUGGCUAUGGGUGAUGCUUUAGCCCUCGAAGCCAAGAGGAUAUUGACUGAAUGUAAUAUGUCAGUGGAUGUGGUUAUUCCAGUACCAGAUACCAGUCGUGUAGCUGCCUUACAAUGUGCCCAAGCCCUCGGUAUACCUUAUCGGGAAGGGUUCGUCAAAAAUCGAUAUGUAGGGCGUACAUUCAUCAUGCCCGGUCAGCAGCUACGUCGAAAAAAUGUUCGGCGCAAACUGAACGCCAUGGCUAUGGAGUUCGAUGGCAAGUCAGUCAUGCUGGUUGACGAUUCUAUCGUACGAGGUACCACUUCAAAAGAAAUCAUCCAAAUGGCGCGCGAUGCUGGUGCCAAAACCGUUAUCAUGGCUUCCUGCGCACCGCCCAUCAGAUUUCCAAACGUAUUUGGUAUCGACAUGCCUUCACGUAAAGAGCUUGUGGCCCAUAAUCGAACAGAAGACGAAAUUGCACACGAAAUCGGAGCUGAUAAGGUCGUCUUCCAAACACUCGAUCACCUCAUCAACAGUUGUGGUAAAUUUAACAAAUCGAUCCAAGAAUUCGAUUGCUCCGUUUUCACCGGUAAAUAUGUCACUGGUGGGGUUGACGAAGAAUAUCUUUUGAACCUUGAACAACGCCGAGGAGACGCAAAAGCGUCGUCUUCAGGGAAAGCUAGUUCACAGUCACAAGCUGGUACAACCAAAUCAUCUUCCCUCCUCCUUCCUACCCAAUCUCAUGUCGAUCAACUAUCUUCGAGAUCAUCUGCACCCGUUGAUACCUCGGGAAACACAAACCAAAACCCUACUAUCGCUCCUCCCGCUGAUACCAUCGGUUUGACGAAUGAGUCCAUUCAGACUGUCAGCCAAAACGACAUGUGUGUCGGAUUACCAAACAGCUAUCUCCGACAAUCAUCAAGUUCUCGUGGCAGCCGGGCAGCCAGUACCAGUGCGGAAGAGCUACCAAAUGAAGUGGCAGACAAUGUCACUCAUCUCGAGUUGGACGAUGACGAGGCAGAAGCAUUAGUAAAGCCUAUGAAGGACAGCCUUCGCAUUGAUGGUGAAGAUAAGGACGGUACCGUAGGUGGCAUGGUGACCGACGAUGGCGGACAUAAUGGGUAUAUACCGACAACUCCCAGGUGA
Melampsora larici-populina 98AG31 is the source of this 1974-nucleotide messenger RNA. RefSeq lists its product as uncharacterized. The record is from RefSeq and is a predicted model, not a curated record. The transcript has 5 exons. Gene Ontology annotation, cellular component: cytoplasm. Gene Ontology annotation, biological process: purine nucleobase biosynthetic process; purine nucleotide biosynthetic process. Lineage: Eukaryota; Fungi; Basidiomycota; Pucciniomycetes; Pucciniales; Melampsoraceae. The coding region runs from base 1 to 1974 and encodes 657 amino acids. Gene Ontology annotation, molecular function: amidophosphoribosyltransferase activity.